This is a messenger RNA of Limanda limanda (common dab), 2868 nucleotides long. Its product is annotated as serine protease FAM111A-like. The record is from RefSeq and is a predicted model, not a curated record. Lineage: Eukaryota; Metazoa; Chordata; Actinopteri; Pleuronectiformes; Pleuronectidae. The coding region runs from base 91 to 1911 and encodes 606 amino acids. The transcript is spliced from 4 exons.
CGGAAAUCGUUUGACACGUACACACCUCGGUGAUUCAGCACAAAGAACCAGGAGAGACUUUAUCCUCCUAAUUCAGCUGGAAACCACGUCAUGAAAAUGGAAGCUAAGUCGGAACCACUGGACAAAAGUUUUGAGAAUAAAUCAGAAGACCUGAAAGAGGAAAAGAGUCCAUCUGGUCAACCAACUCUUGUUAAAAAGGAAGAGAAGCCACAUCCAACCCAUUCUUUCAAUUGGAAAUCAGUGGGCCUGACCACCAUAUUAGUUUCCUGCAACAGAGCCGGAACUGUGGAGGACUCACUGAAAAGGAACCCACAUUUUAGGGGAAUAGCAAAAAAGAACAAAGGCAGAGAGCUUGUUCUUCUCAGGAAUGGGAAAGCUAUUUGUUCCAACUUUCCAUGCAGCUUAAUUAAAGAUGAGUGUUUAACUGUCAAGUUUAUCAAAGCUGUAAACACACCAGGGAGAAAAGCUAGUGGCUCUGCUCAUGACAGAAGAAAUGAUGAGGUUGUGUUGUUUCAUGUACGGGUAAUGGGGGGGGAGGGUGUAAAACGCAUCUUGAAGAACCCAGACCUAAAAAACGACAUCGGUGUUGACGAAAUGACCAUUUUCGCGUACAAAGGGGAAAAGGUAAAGCAAGCUCUGGGAAGAGAUGAUCGAUUUCAUGAUAUUGUUUUCAAAAAGAAGUGCGUGCUCUCUACUGAUGACUUCAUCGUGAACAUGUCCAAUCUGGUGGAUGACGUAGGUGGCAAAACUUACACAAUCAAACAGGUCAGAAAUCUACCAGAGAGUCUGCCUAGCAGUCUUGAAGAGGACUUUUUACAGUCAGCUGAGUCUCAGAGAACUGAAGCUGAAGAAAACCAGGAUCCUUCAGAGCAGUCAGUGAAUAAUAAUACCGACACAAGUGGUUACAUGGCAGCAGAACAAACCCCACUGCCUUCCUCAGAAGAAAAGAGGAUUCACCUCUCUUCACAGUUUGAGAAAUUCAUGAAUGGGAAGAAAAUGGUUCCCUUUCAGGGUCGGAAAAAGAUCCGUCCUAUGACUGAAAUCUUGCGUGUCGAGUAUGGAAAAAAUGCUCAGACGUGCACAGACGUGAAAACGAUGAAGGAACUGAUGGGUUUCAGUGAUUCGGUUUGUCAAGUUAGAAUAAACGAUGGGUCAAAGGGGAGUGGCUUUCUCCUAUUUGACAGGUUUGUCCUCACAAAUGCUCAUGUGGUCAAAGAGGCCUAUAACGAGAGUUUAAAAAAGCUUAAUAAAAAGGUCAUUGUUCAUUUCUCUUAUGAGAGUCUAAAUCCGACGGAGAGAGAACAGGAUGCGGUUGCAGAAGUAGAAGUAGAGGAGGUCGCUGGCUUUGAAUACACUAAGGACGUGUAUGACUGGGCUUUGUUAAAGCUCAGGGCUAGUGUGAAGUUGCCUACUGCUCUGUUAAAUAAAUGUGGAGACGUUAACCAAAGCGAUGGUGUUUGCAUCAUCGGGCACCCUGGUGGUGGAGUGAAAAAAAUAGAUCCAUGCUUGUGUAUUGCACUUGAAAACCGAAAACAGGUUGUGGAGAAGAGCUGGAUCAAAAAUCAAGGCAACACUAAAUUGAUUACUGGACGUUUCUUUGAAGAUGCGGCAGAUUCUGUUAUGAAUCAAAACAAUGUUCUAACUUACCAAACUUCUUUUUAUGAAGGCUCGUCUGGCUCUCCUGUCUUUGAUAAGGACUGCAAUGUUUUGGCAAUGCAUUCAGGAGGGUAUAAGUACAUAGACAUAAAAACAGAUCAAAUAAAGAGUGUGAUCGAGUUUGGCUAUCCUUUGUCUGACAUCAUUAAACGCAUAAAAAUCCAGUUGGUGGAAAGAAAAGUGGCUGACGAGACUUUCAAGGAGUUCUUUGAAUUCUGUGAAAAAGAGGAACCUGUCCCAAUGGACAUUUGUUAAAUGUUCACAGACAAGUACAGAGCGAACUGCUGACAAAAGACAGUCAGUGAACAGAGAGCGAAUCUGUUUUCAUAGAUCAGGACUCUCGUAAGGAAAGGCAGGGAGUUGUAGAGUGAUCCACUGAUGCUGCUUUAUAAUAAAGUAACAAUAAUCACUUUUUGGAUAAAGGGAGCUGUGAUUUUUAACCUGAUUGCAAAUACUUGAGGUUGCAUUUUGUUCAUGUGAAAAACAAACAUGUUUUUUUUUAAACUCAACUAUCAUAGUAUGAGCUACUUAUAUCCAUCGUCAUGUUUUUUAACCCUGUGUCUUUCAGAUUUUAGAUUUAACCAUUUGUUUUUAAAUGUAAAGCAUUUUGUGUGCGUUUGCUGUAUUUUGUUGUCCUAUAUCAAAUGCGUUAGUUUCUGUUUUGGAAAUGUCCAUUGACCGGAUAAUUGGAAGGAUGGUACCUGGUGCAAACUGGGGGAUUCUUUUACUUAUCUACUCUGUAAGAAAAUGACAAUGAUGGACGGGUGGGGCUUCAAUUAUUUUCUUUCUUGUAUGAAUUUUAGUCAUCAUUUAAAAUUAAGGUAUUUUCUUUAAUUAGCUUUAUAAAUGUAUGAAUGAAAGGUCAAAGAUCAAAAUCUGAGUUAAACAACAUAAUCUGACCUUUUCUGUCUCAACUGAUGUCUGUUAUUUAAACAUCACUUGUCCACAUCACUGCACACAUCUUUUGUAUAGAUAUUAAUGUGUUUCGUGUUUUUAACUGGGAUAUAAAUGUAAUUUUUCUUUGCUGACUAACAGAGUUAUUAUUUUCUACAUGUUUUUUUGUAUUUUCACAUUUUUUGAUAUUCUCACAAAAUUUCGGUUGAGGCUUUUAAACCUGCCCAUUGGGGGUUCUGCCUCUCCUGCACUGUGUAGUAUUUGUUUAGAUUUUUCUAAGUAUUCUUUGAAUCUUUGCUGAAUAAAACAUAAAAUAUC